GUCAAAAUCUAACCAAUUACCUACCGUCAUUAUUAUUAUUAUUAUUAUUAUUACUGUUCUGACAUUAUAUUGAUACUGGGGAAGGAGCCAAAUUUUUUUUGGAGUUUUAUCGUUUCCCUUCAUUCAAAAUGGGAAGCGCUUGGGCAAGAUACACAAGUCCAGAAGUGACACCAUACAAUGAAGAAGUAACAUUUGAUCCACUGUAUGGUUUCCCCAAUGGACGAAAGGAAAGAGUGAUGAUUGCAACCGAAGCUGAAAUGGUUUCAGCAAAAUUACCGCUUGAAGAACGAGACUACUGUGCACAUACGAAAAUCGAUUAUUUAAGAUGUAUAGCCGAUGUAUGGCCGUUUCCAUACAAAUGUGCCCACGAGAAACAUGCCCAGGCUCAAUGUCAAUACGAAGAUUAUAUUUUACGAAUGAAGGAGUAUGAACGUGAGAGACGGCUCAUGGUCCGUAGAGAACGUAUUGCCAAGAAAAAAGCAGCAGAAGCGUUAGCAGCAUGAAAAUCCGUUUUUUUUAAAUAGUUCAUAUAGAAUUCAUUUGUGAAAAAAAAUCAAGGAGUUCAAUAAAAUAAAAUUUAAU
Messenger RNA from Sitodiplosis mosellana (orange wheat blossom midge), 582 nucleotides. It is a transcript of the gene ND-B18, whose product is annotated as NADH dehydrogenase [ubiquinone] 1 beta subcomplex subunit 7. The record is from RefSeq and is a predicted model, not a curated record. Gene Ontology annotation, cellular component: mitochondrion. NCBI's taxonomy places the organism in Eukaryota, Metazoa, Arthropoda, Insecta, Diptera, Cecidomyiidae. Bases 129 to 503 code for a protein of 124 amino acids. The transcript is spliced from 4 exons.